AUGGGAAAUCUAAUAAAGGAGCAUGUUUCACCUAAAAAGAGAAGAAAGUUGAGAAGGACCAAGGAUGAAAUUGAAGAAGACAUAAUUAGGUAUCAGGAGCUUUUAAAGCAUGAUAAAGAGCUCGAGAAUGAUAUCCCACCGAGGAAGAUGAAGUCAAGAAGAAUAAUCAAGCGAGAAGAAGAGGAAUUCGGAGCUUUUGAUAACGCCAUCCCGACAAAUAGAAGAAAUCGAUCUACUGGUGAUAAGUGCAAGGAAACGAGACCAAGCUCUAAAAGUAAUGAAAAGAUGAUCACAGACCUGAUUGAAACAAUGACCAGAGAGGUAUUAAAGAUCAAUAAGCCAAAGUAUAAAUUCGCCAAAGUACCAUUCAAAAAACCAUCUCCAUUAAAGUAUUUGCAUCAAGAUUUACCCCCGCCAAUCAACCAGGAAAUCAAAUCCUUUGAAUCCAAGGUUUUAGUGGAAAACUCGUACCAGGAUUUGAUUAAAAUGAUCAAAAGCGAUAUUGAGAAUGAAGAGGUUGACGGGAAAAGGUAUAAUAACAUUGAUUUUGGUAUGAAGUUAAACCUUUUAGAAAAAAACCUUUCAUUUGAAAAAGAUCGGUUUGAAAUAUACGACAACGAAGAGAAGUCAAAGGUUGAAAAAUUAUUGAAACCCAAUGACGUAUACCGAUCCCGAGGUCUGUUCAGCGAAGAUAUCGAUGUUUUCUUCAAACACUUGUAUAAUCCGGACAAUUUCAGGAAUGAUACAACAACUAAAGAUCAAUUAAAGAGAUCAAUCCCAUUAGCAUAA
Hyphopichia burtonii NRRL Y-1933 is the source of this 789-nucleotide messenger RNA. RefSeq lists its product as uncharacterized. Bases 1 to 789 code for a protein of 262 amino acids. The record is from RefSeq and is a predicted model, not a curated record. The transcript has a single exon. NCBI's taxonomy places the organism in Eukaryota, Fungi, Ascomycota, Pichiomycetes, Serinales, Debaryomycetaceae.